CGAAAAUUGCGUUUAAUCAGACCAGGCCAAACCUUCCGAUGGACCGACUCGCACUUGCGCACUUUAAAAAGAUGCUGAAUAUCAGUUGAGCUGGAGCCUCACCAUUGUGGUGGUCAGCGCUAAUUAGCCCAUCAGUCAGUGUUUGUCCUGAGCUAAUUGUUUGUUUUUGGUAAGAAAUGGCCGAAUCGACAAGAUAUUUUAGUUUAGGUUAUGUCGAGUGGCUUGCUUACUCCACUGUGCUUAUAAACAAAGCCAUGGAUAAAUAAUAGAUUUACAUUUUCUUGAUUAGCAAGGAUAGCCUUUACGCUAGUAGACAUGUAAUUUAACGCUGAUUACAUAAUUAUAACAAGUGUACGGUGAGGGAUGACCGUCUGUUUAAACCUGUCCUUUGAUGUCUAUAUGUUACUCAUAACAUCAUAACAAUGGCUUUCAGUCAACUUGAGCUCGCCAGUGGCAGUCUCUUUAUCACCUGACAGGCCAACAGAGGGACAUGCAGCUCUAGGAAACAUUCACCGUGAAAACUGACAGUACUGGCUGUAAACCUGGCUGUUUGUCCAGGAUCAUGUUCGGUUCACCAGCAGCUGCUCCUUCAUUUGCCACCCCCUUGAUGUAUGUUUACUAUGAUCAUUAUGGUUGCUAAUGUCUCUCACACCCUCUUCCUGUCAAAGCAGGUUAAAAAAAAUACCAUAAACGCUGGUAGGCUGCUCUGUGCCUUGUCCCGAAGAGAGCAGUAGCAGUUCUGUGUUUGUCUUUUGGUUGGUGACAACACGGGAACAUGUGGUCACGCAGCGGCCAAUGCCGAGCCCAGAGCAGGCGAUCAGCACCGUCAGACAAGCAGCAGCAGCAGCGCUGGCACUGGAAAGGAGUUCUGCCAUCCCCCUGCAGAGAGAAACCCCUCUGAAAGGGAGAGAGAGAGAGAGAGAAAGAGCGAUUUGGUUACAGAGCGGAGGAUGAGGAUGCAGUGGGAAGGAGAUGUUGCAGAGGAGUCUGCGAGGAGGCAAAAACAAACAGGACAGGCUGUGUGAUCCUGGUCUCAAGAUGUAGGAGUCACAUCAGAAGAACCCUCAGUCAGAGAGAGAGAGUGUGUGUGUGUGUGGGAACGCACCAUAACAUCAGAGGACCUGUGUUUCAAGGAUAGUGAAGGUGGAGAGGCGCAACCCGAGAAGUCCCCCAUCCACUUCCACAGAGGAUGACAAAUUAGUCCUUAUUCAGCAAGGAGCGGGAGCAUCACCCUGAGGAUCAGAUGUUGUCCACAGCUCAGCAGAUGCUGCAGGAUAGCCGCUCCAAGAUCGAGCUGAUCCGACUGCAGAUUAUCAAAGUCACCCAGGCUGGCAGCAGCAGUGGUGAUGGUGGUGGCAACCAGGACAGCUUUAUAUGUGGAGGGAUCUCUCCAGAUGCUGUCCGUCCUGUGGAUGCUCGUAUGGAAGAGCUGCAGCACUACAUGCAGAGGGAAAAGGAUGCACUGGUGCUGGCCAAAGAUGUGGUGAAGCAGCUGGAGGGAAUCUCAGCGCUGGACCACAAGGCACUGGCUGAGGCUCAGUCUCGAGUUCAGGAGUCCUCCCAGAAGCUGGAUCUUCUGCGGCUGUCCCUGGAAAAAUGCCCGAUGGAAAACAACCAGGAGCCUCUGCAGCAGCCUGCAGGGGGGGCUGACCCUUCAGGGGGACCCCCACCUCACCAUAAAUCCAGAUCCGGAUGUCCUCUGUCCACCUCCCCAUCCAUGUUCUCUAUCAGACCUGCCUCUUUGACUGGCAAACUUGAAGUCAGCCUUCUUGGAUGUGAGAAUUUAUUAAAUCCUCUGAGAAAGGUGAGCCGUCUGAGUCUCACUGAGGACAGUUCACCUGCUGCUCAACCCUCUGUGGAAAUCAGUGCGGUGCUCAGGCUGGACUCCAGAGUGGUGGGUCGCACACGCUGGGCAGCCAUUGGCAAGCUGAGCUGGGAUCAGACAUUGUGCAUCCAGCUGGAGCGGUCUCGAGAGCUGGAGGUCGGUGUUUUCUGGCGGGAUCAGAGGGCGAUGUGUGCAGUCAGGUUCCUGCGAUUGGAGGAACUGAUGGACAACCCAAACCACAAGCAGGAAUUCAGCCUGGAGCCACAGGGCCUCCUGUACACCAAGCUUCAAUUCAUUGACACAGUUGUUGAGCGGCAGCCAAAACUGAGACGCCAGAGAUGUAUCUUCACUAAGGAGAGAGGGAAGAACUUCCUCAGAGCGGCCCAGAUGAACAUGAAUUUUGCCACGUGGGGUCAUCUGAUGAUGAGCAUCCUCCCUCGCUACACCUCUUUCACCACGUUCAGCUCUUCCUUCUCUAUGACCCCCGACCUUGUGACCAACAAUGCCUCACGUCCAACUGAAAAGGAGCCUCGAACCACCACUUCACUGCCAAGCGAAGCUCCAGUAAUCAGACUCAGCAUCACUGAGGAUCAGUCCUCACCCACCAGCAAGGGAGACAACACCUCCACCAUCAUCACUACAGACCACAAAACCUCAUCUGUGCCUGCACUGCAAGAGAAAGUGUCAUCCAUAAACAACAGAGAAGGAAAUGGAGAUCAGUCUGUAUCUGCUCUGAAGAUGCAGAUGGAAGACUACAAAUAUAUUUCAGUUCUGGGCAGAGGACACUUUGGAAAGGUCCUGCUGGCAGAGUUUAAGAAGACAGGUAAACUAUACGCCAUCAAAGCCUUGAAGAAGAAAGACAUUGUGACUCGUGAUGAGGUGGACAGUCUAAUGUGUGAGAAGAGGAUCUUUGAGAUGAUCAACGCAUCUCGACAUCCGUUUCUGGUGAACCUUCACGGCUGCUUCCAGACCAGCGACCAUGUCUGCUUUGUCAUGGAGUAUUUACCAGGUGGCGACCUCAUGAUCCACAUCCACAACAACGUCUUCACCGAGGCCCAGACCAGGUUUUAUUCAGCAUGUGUCCUGCUGGGUUUAGAGUUUCUUCAUCUGAAUAAAAUCAUCUAUCGAGAUCUGAAGCUGGACAACCUGUUAAUGGAUGCAGAUGGAUUUGUGAAAAUCACAGACUUUGGACUCUGCAAAGAAGGGAUGGGUUUUGGAGAUCGGACCUCAACUUUCUGCGGGACUCCUGAGUUUCUGGCUCCUGAAGUCCUGACGGACGACAACUACACCAGAGCAGUGGACUGGUGGGGGAUGGGCGUCCUUAUCUACGAGAUGCUUGUGGGAGAGUCUCCUUUCCCUGGUGAGGAUGAGGAGGAAGUGUUUGACAGUAUCGUCAAUGAUGAUGUGCAUUAUCCAGGGUCUCUACCUCCUGGUGCUGUGUCCAUCAUCCAGAAGCUGUUGAAGAAGAAUCCCCUGAAAAGGCUCGGAGCAGGAGAGAGGGAUGCAAAUGAGGUCAAAGGAGAGAAAUUCUUUGAGACCAUCGACUGGGAAGCCCUGCUGACCAAGAAAGUAAAACCUCCAUUCCUGCCGUCAAUCAAAGAGUCCAUGGAUGUCAGCAACUUUGACAGUGAGUUUACUCGUCUCCAGCCAAUCCUGUCGCCUCCCUCCAAGCCCUUCAGCCUCUCUGCUGAGCAGCAGGAAGCCUUUGCAGACUUUGACUUCUGCGCCUUGCAUGGAUGAAAGAUGCUCUGAAAAAACACCAGGGUGGGAAAUUCUUAACACACAUAUUUGUUUGUUUUGUGGUUGGGAAGUUUGUCCACUUCAGAGGUUAACUUAACAAGUACCAAACAUCAUUAUUUAUGUAUAAUCAACCCCCACAAGGCAAGUAAAAUAAUUCAGAUAACCAACUACUUCAUUUGCAAUCUUUUGGGUCCCUUAAAGGGACAAUAAGAAAUUAAUAAGUCCUGUUCAGCUGUGAGCGAAAAGUUGACAUGACAAUGCUUUAGUUUUUGGUCUAGUCUUGUUUACUAGUUAAUAAGUCAAUAGGCAUAAAAUUAAUCAGUCACUGAUUAUUGAUUUCAUAAUCAGUAUCAUGUUAACAUCAAGAACAAAUGCUAAUCAUUUACUGAUUACAACUACAAAGUUGAUGGGUUGGUUUCUUUUACUGCUUCGUAUCAUUUACAUGAAUCAUCUUUACAACUGUUGGCUAAAUUGAUUAAUCAAAACAAAGACAGAUAAAAGAUUUCAAGAUUUUGGCAAAUAGUCUUAUUUUCUUUUUUGCUAGUUAGAUAAGAGGAUUGAUAUAUCUCUGUUGUAGACGUGAAACUACCCUCAGCAAUUGAUUAGCCUAGCAAAACAAAAUCGACCUAUUAGCGCUUCAGACUCAGCAGCUCUUUGUGCUCAGCUAAGGCAACUGACAGCUGGUGGUAGCUUCAUAUCUACACUACAAACUUGAGAAGGGUAUUAAUCUUUUAAUGAAAUGCAAACAAACAUAUUUAAUUAAAAAGAAAAUAAGUGAUUUGCUACUUGGAUCCCUGGUUUGUUUAGACAGACGUCCUGGCCCAAUAAUCAUUCAGUUAUUUGGAUUAAUCAAUAACUCUUCAAGCCCCUGUAUAGUCACUUUCUCCUCUGGAGCAGUGAAAAUCUCACUACUCAACUUUCCCAUCCUGGACUUGAUAGUGCUGCCAAAUGAACUGACACUUUGGAUAUUUUCUGCAGUUCAAUCAUUUCAACAGGACACAACAUCAAUCCCAUGGCUGACUUCGCUGACUGUUCUCACUCUCACAAUUGACAGCCAAUUGUCAAUAAAAUAACUAGGCAGCGUCUAUUUUGUUUUUAACAGCAACAACGCAAUUGUAUCCUUUUAUAUUCUCUGUGGAGAGUCAAGCUUUGUAAUACAACUCUGUCCUCACCUGCUCCUGCUACUAGAGUUUAUUCACGAGAUUUGGUCAGGCAAAAUGUUGUACGAACACAUGAAACAAAUUUGACACAGAGUUCUUGAAGAUAUCAUAACAUUAUCACCCCUUCCUUCCACAUCUCUGUUUCUCUUUAUAGUUAAAUUUUAAAGGUAGUGUUUAGUGGCAUCAAGCAGUAUGGUUGCAGAUUACAACCAACUGAACAUCCCACAUCUCACCCUCCUCUACGGUAGCCACUGAAAUCACUUGAAAGGGCCUCUCAGUGUCUGUAAGCAUGGCGGUGUAACAUGGCAGACUCUGUGGCUGUCUCAGCUGGUUGUGCAUCAAUCACAGACAGCACAAUUAUGUAAUGUGGUAAGAGCAAAUGUUUUGCAAAUCGUGACCACGACAGCCCAAGGAGAAGAAUUUUUAACAACAUUUGGUGGGAAAUUUUCUUAACAACACAAAAAACAGGUUCAAAUGAGUAACCUGAACGAAGGCCAUAGAGUUUCAUCAGCAGAAUUAGCUUCACCAAUUCUGAAUUCACUACAGGGUGCAGAUAAGCAGAUACAUCAGUACUGAUACACAUGUCAGUCAAAAAUAAAUAAAAAAAUUAAUCCAAUACAUUUUUUUAAACUUUAUUUUCUUUGAAGCUUUCAACAUGCAGAAUUGAAUUGAACUCUCAUGCAGAAGCUUUGAAUUGAUUAGUUUGCAGUCAUAACAGUACACAAAUUAAUUAUAAAUACACUGAAUUCUGUUAAAGAAGUUAAAAUAUUAUUGCCAUUUAUAAACUUAACUCUUCCAAAUUGACAUUGUGCUACUAAUGCCACCAGUUGUAACCUCUUGGAGCAUCAUGUGUGUUGGAGACAGAUUCUGCUUGCUUUGUGGCGUUUGUUUUAUUUACAGUGUUUAUCCCUCAGAAGUACAGCAUGUGCUGCCAUUUCUAUGCACCACUGUGACAGUCUUUGCCCACUGCCUUGUAGAAAAAAAGGGAACCCUGUUUCUGGUUGAAAGGCUUUUUUUUAAAGAUGUUAAAUCCAACAUGGACAUGUUUCAAAUAUUUGCCAGGUCAUUCACUCGCAGCAAAGAUGUGCACAUUCAUACAUUACUCUGCUCCUGACCAUGUGUUUUCUGUUGGUAUGGUAGAAGUGCAUGGCACCGUGGUGAACUUGUGCACUAGAAAUCCCGUAAUUGCUAGCGGUAUAAAAGAAGCCAUAGAUAAUAUAAUAUAGCCAUAAUAAUAAGAAAAUAUAUGUAUUUUAAAUUUAGCAAAUCAUAUUCCUGUGAUGCUGAGCUCUAAUGAUGUCAGUGCAAUAAAAGAAGAGGAAGAGGGGCAGCAGGGAUAAAGCUUGAAGAUAUAAGCCAUGAUUUAUUUAUUUAUUUUUUAAAGUGCACCAAAAAGUCCCAAUGUUUCCUUCCGAAUUUUCUAACUAACAGCUGAGUUUCACAUCAGCACUAGGAGAGAGCUGGAGGAAUUAUUGGGGAGUAUACCAAACGGCAAACUUAAGACUAAAUCUUAAAACUAAAAUUAAGUAGCUUAGUAACUUAAUUAUAUAUGCACUCAUUUGGUGUAAUUUAAUGGAACUCAGUCUUGAACGUUCAUUGUAACAAUUCUUCUUGUAGCAAUUCUUUGCCUUUUUCCAGCGAAAUAUUAAAUCUGCCAACUCAACCCAAAACAAUCUGUGACACUAUCUUGCACUACAGGAUUAACUAAAACUCCAAAAAUGUGAUUAGUAGUGAUUAGUAGUGAUCACCACCAUUAUAAAGGCAAUUUGUGUGAAUUUGUUGACAGUCACCUCAAACGAGUUUGAUUAUUACUUUUUGUAAUUAAUGUUAAAUCCAUGAAGGUUUUUAUAUUUAUACAUUCCCAGAGCCUAGAAAGGUUUUUUGUUUUUUUUUAACAUCAUCCAAGUCUAUUGACCAAGCAGGAAUGUGGGCACAGGACCAAUAUCCUCUUCAGUCAUUCAGAUUGGCAAAAGUGAGAAUGGACAUCUUUAUAAUAACAAGAGAGAAAAGUCAAGUUGCUUGCUGUUUAGAUAAUUAAAUACUUCAUCUGUCAGGCUCAAAACAUUUGUUACGCUCACACUUCUCACACACAAAACUGAUUCUGCUCUGACUAUGUGUGCCUGAGUGCUCUCAAAUGUUUCCUGGGAGGAAUUUCAGUGCUCAGUCAGUCAGUUCUUUUGUCAUUUACUUACUUCCCUAUGUGCUGGGAAAUUGAUCUGUCUAUCCUGAUUUGAAAGUAGUUUUGAACAUGUGAAGAAGGCAUUUUGAAACUAUAACAGGUUGCUCUUUAAGCUAAUCUGAAGGUUUAUACCUGCUGAACCCUCUACCUACCUCUACCUUUGGAUAAGACUGUCAGCUGAAUUAGUCAAAUGUAACAGGGCAGACAACCAGUGUUGAUUUAGCUGCUGUAGCACUUUAAGUUUAUGCUGCUGAAUAUUACAUGUUACGUAAUGUGUCAAUACUGUAUUUAUGUAUGUAUGUGAAGCUUCCUGACUAGGAAUGUCAGUCUGUACAGGUGUACUCUAUUAACAACAUGCAUCAAUGUUUUAAUGUACUCUUGUUGUCAGUAAAUACAAACAGAACAAAUACAGUAAAAAAAAUGUAAAAUAUUUGGCUCUUUGUGUGAUGGUUAUCGCACAAUUAAGUUCAUUUUUACCAGAAAAAAAUAAUUACAGCAAUAUACAAGUUACAUGAAACCAAAGGCACAAGAUAUUAAUUAUAAAGGCAUAAAGGUGAUUUGUGUUGUAAUGUGUAGUCACCACUAUCACAAAGCAACAACAGAAACAUUUACAGAAGAAAGCGGU
Molecule: messenger RNA, 7529 nt
Organism: Scatophagus argus
Lineage: Eukaryota; Metazoa; Chordata; Actinopteri; Scatophagidae
Product: serine/threonine-protein kinase N2-like
Exons: 20
Coding region: 1244-3565 (773 amino acids)
Biological process (GO): signal transduction; protein phosphorylation
Molecular function (GO): protein serine/threonine kinase activity; ATP binding
Source: RefSeq, a predicted model, not a curated record